CAACCAAGCUUGUUUAUGAGUCAAUAACAAGGCUUUAAUCUAAUCUUGUCAAUCUCCCCUAUGCCUUGUACCUAUCAGAAAUUUACAGAUCAAAAGUUUCAAUCCAUCCAAAGCUCGAUCAACAAAAUCGCAUUCAACUUCACUCUAAAUACAUUCCUUUUUUCUUCACUAAGUAAAGUAAAACUAUCUCCCAAAACCAGCACUUGUCCUAUAAUACCAGUAACGUAGAAUGCGAUUAGAACUUUCACUUGUAACCACAAUUGAAUGUUUCAUUAAAUCAAAACAUCACGGAUUGUGAAUGUUUGUCAAGAGGCGAGCUACGCUAUUGAAAGCCGAGGUUCGUAUCACAAGAAUGGGGGAUAGUCAUCCACUGGAGGUCGUAAUUGCGGAACUUCAACCGGCAUCACCCAGACCCUCAGAUAAGCUUCUGAUAACAGUUUUUCUUCCAAAAACCAACUCAAUUCGCCAAGUAAAGGGGUUAUCGGCCAUAUCGGCGGUAUCAAUAACUUUCCCCCAAUUCUCAGCCUCCUCCGUUCUCGCGCAGUUUGCAUUGAUUAUUUCUUCCUUCAACAUCCAAAUCAAAUUUUCGCAUAAGGGGACUAAAGCCUCGCACCCUACCAUGAACGCGACCCAACUCAUCGCCGAAGUGCGAUCUUUUCGGGAUGUCUCAGUCUCCCGCAUCGAACCUCCUCUCGCGGAACUCCCUCACCCACUUCCCAAAAAUGUCACGGGAAUUGCUAAGCAGGUACUCACUGAGGAAGAGUUGAAAAUCACUAAACUUGAUGCACCGGAGUUAUUGAAAGCUAUCAGGGACAAAACGUUCAGUUGCGAAACCGUAACUAGAGCUUUUCUCCGAAGAGCAGCAUUAGCCCAGAAAUUGACAAACUGCCUAACAGAACUCCUCCCCGAAAAAGCCAUCGCCCGAGCAAAAUACCUCGACACCCUCCCCACUCCCUCAGGACCCCUCCACGGCCUCCCAAUCUCCAUCAAAGAGCACCAUGGCAUGAAAGACACCACCACCAACGGCUCCUACGUAGCAUGGAUCGGCUCCCCGCAAGUAGGGCCCUGUGCCGUGCAGGAAGUUCUCUGGAAAGCGGGAGCGGUGUUUUAUGCUCGCACCACGCAGCCGCAGGCUGUGAUGCAUUUGGAGACUAGUACGAACAUUUAUGGUGUUACAACGAAUCCGUGGAAUACAGACUUGACGCCGGGCGGAAGUAGUGGGGGUGAGAGUGCGUUGAUUGCUUGUCGGGGGAGCGUUUUGGGAAUGGGUGGUGAUAUUGGGGGCUCAAUACGAUGUCCUGCUGCUAAUACGGGUAUCUAUGGUUUCAAGCCAACUCCUGGUCGGAUCGCCAAGCAAGGCUCGUUUAAUGCUAUUGUUGGUCAAGAAGGCAUCAUGGCAACUCAAGGCCCCAUGGCGUCUUCCCGCUCUGGGUUAGAUUUAUUCAUGGAGACUUACCUCAGCUACCAACCUUGGAUAAAAGACGACUAUUUGGUUCCAAUUCCGUGGCGACCUGUUUCCCUCCCACAAAAACUCAAAAUUGCUAUCAUGUGGUCGGACGGAAUCGUGACUCCUCAUCCUCCCGUCACCCGGGCUUUGAAGUCUAUUGCUAAGACGUUGAAGGAGUUGGGGGCCGACAUUGAUAUCGUGGAUUGGAAACCGGAAGGCCAUGACGAAUGUUGGAAUCUGACGCAAGCUUUAUAUUACGAGGAUGGAGGGAGGACCGUCGAGGAGUUGAUCAAGAAGGGUGGAGAGGAGAUGUUGCCAUUGACGAAAUGGCUGAUUCAUGGGAGUGAGAAUGUGAAAUAUAGGAGUGUGGAGGAGGUUUGGGAUCUCAAAGCAAAGAGGAAUGCUUAUAGGCUGCGGUACAAUAAUCUAUGGCUGAGGACCGGAGCAGAUGAUGGGCAUCCGGUCGAUGCGAUUAUCUGCCCUGCUGGACCCGGCCCUGCGCCUCCACUCGGCAAUGCGAAAUAUUGGAAUUACACUAGUCAAUGGAAUUUGCUGGAGUAUCCAGGCGCUGUGUUUCCAGUCACAUUUGUGGACCAGGAUUUGGACAAGAAGGAUGCAAAAUAUGUUCCGAUGAAUGAACAAGACAAGUUCAAUUAUGACUUGUAUAGUCCAGAGAAGUAUGUCGCUGCGCCAGUCAGUCUCCAAAUUGUUACGAGAAGAUUUGAAGAUGAGAAAUGUUUGAAGAUACUAGAGUUCGUGGAGAAAGCGAUGGGAAGAAAGUGAGGGGUCGAUGGCCAAAGUAUAAAUAAAUGCAGAAUCACCAAGAGGAGGAAAGUCCCAUCACAAACAUAACAUUAACGUAACUACAAAUAGUGCACAUAAACUCAUCGGGAUAUUCCUAGGAUCAGAACUGGACAUGAAAGAACACUCGUUAAUUCAUGGAACACACACAC
Messenger RNA from Mollisia scopiformis, 2400 nucleotides. RefSeq names its product amidase signature enzyme. Bases 299 to 2230 code for a protein of 643 amino acids. The record is from RefSeq and is a predicted model, not a curated record. The transcript is spliced from 7 exons. NCBI's taxonomy places the organism in Eukaryota, Fungi, Ascomycota, Leotiomycetes, Helotiales, Mollisiaceae.